This is a messenger RNA of Perca fluviatilis (European perch), 2376 nucleotides long. RefSeq names its product phosphatidylinositol-4,5-bisphosphate 4-phosphatase 2 (gene pip4p2). Gene Ontology annotation, cellular component: lysosomal membrane; late endosome membrane; phagocytic vesicle membrane. Gene Ontology annotation, molecular function: phosphatidylinositol-4,5-bisphosphate 4-phosphatase activity. The coding region runs from base 172 to 1020 and encodes 282 amino acids. The record is from RefSeq and is a predicted model, not a curated record. NCBI's taxonomy places the organism in Eukaryota, Metazoa, Chordata, Actinopteri, Perciformes, Percidae. The transcript has 8 exons. Gene Ontology annotation, biological process: phosphatidylinositol dephosphorylation.
GAGCUCCACCCUCCUCCAGGCUGCCGUCACCGGGGCUGCCUGCUGGACCGGAGCAACUCGGCACCAACAACCAGCCACUGGCUGCUGCUCUGUGCUGAGUGAAGACUCGGUGCAGCCAGGAGCCUCCCCGCCGUCUCUGCCCGUCAGUUCUCUCGGUCCACGGUUAACGACAUGGCCUCCGACGGCACGGACGAGCGAUCUCCUCUGCUGUCGGGUCCCAACUCCGAGAACGUCACCCCCACUGCUCCCCCGUACCUGCAGGAUUCAAGUCCCCGAGCCGAACUACCUCCUCCCUACACAGCCAUCGCCAGCCCUGACGCCGGCGGUGUGCCUGUCAUCAACUGCCGCGUAUGUCAGUCGCUCAUAAACCUGGAUGGAAAGCUGCAUCAGCACGUGGUUAAGUGCACAGUCUGCAAUGAAGCUACACCCAUCAAGAACCCCCCAACAGGGAAGAAAUAUGUGAGGUGUCCCUGUAACUGCCUGCUCAUCUGUAAAGACACGUCCAGGAGGAUAGGAUGUCCUCGACCAAACUGCAGACGCAUAAUCAACCUGAGCCCGGUGAUGGUUAUCCCAGAGGAGCAACCUGCCCAGCCGGCACUGCCCAUCCAACCUGAAGGGAUGAGGGUGGUCUGCGGUCACUGUGGCAACACCUUUCUUGGCAGUGAGGACGCCAUGUCAUCCCAGCCAAUGUCUGGCAUCCCCAGCGAUGGCUCUCCCCCAGCACAACAACAGUGGAUGGAGCUUCGGUUUAACACGCUAGCCAAGUGUCCGCACUGCAAAAAAAUAUCCUCUGUUGGCAGUGCGCUCCCUAGGAGGCGUUGUUGUGCUUAUAUUACUGUAGGAAUGAUCUGCAUUUUCAUUGGAGUGGGUUUAACAGUUGGUACUCGGGACUUUGCCAAUCGUUACAACGCCACCUACGUGUCCUGGGCGUUCGCCUACCUGCUGGGUCUCAUCUGUCUGAUACGAGCCUGCUACUGGGGUGCUAUCAAAGUCAGCUACCCAGAGAAUAGCUUCGCCUAGAGCGGACUCGGCACAGCUCGGCACGGCACGGCCCUGUGCGGCUGGAAAAACAAACCACACUUUUAGUUUUUUUCCAUCUUGUUUAGAUUUCAAACCGGCCAUGUUCAGCAGAGUGGAAGGUCUGCAGAGCGACUGGACAGGAGUGUGUUAAAGAGGUGUAUGUUGGAGAUGUAUCUUGUUGUGUUUGUGUGUAGAAUGUUCAAAACAGUUUUGACUCGCUGAACAAAUCUAAUGUAUGUUGAUCAGUCCUCCUAUAGUCCACAAGGACUCAAAUCCUGGCCAGGUUUUGCCACAAUCCUCCAAUAUCCAGAAUCAUGAAUUUAAAAAAAACAUAUUUUUUUUUCUUAAUGAAUGCCAAGAUUUAGAUUAAAAAAAAAAAACAUUAGUUUAGCAACCUGGUUGGAUUUGGUCUUUCUGGACCAGUUUUCUUUUGUGUUUUUCCGCACUUGAUUUCUUUUGUUACUGACCAGACCAAAAUGAGACACCCUCCUAAGAACAAUUUACCCAUUGCACUACGAUUAUAUGCAAUUGUAUGUGUUGUUUUGCUGCUAGUUUAACUCCUGCUACAUAAAGCUGCAUACCCAUAUUGUAUUGUAACCAUUUACCUUGCCUAUGUACACUGACAUAGUAUUGCAUUAUGAUUUUAACUUUUGAAAUGAUCACUUUUUAAAAGAAAUCCUUAAAUACCCAUGUGUGCCAACUUUGCUGCCCAGUAUUAGUCAAGAUGAGCAAAAGAUCAGCAGGAGCUUUUUUUUUUUUUUUUUUAAAUCAAAGUGUUAUUUUUUUCUGGUGCCAUGCAGCUUUGAACUUACAACAGCAAUAACCCUUUUAUUUGAGUUAUUUUGAACCGUACCUCCCUAUGUUCUACACUGCGUUUCCGUUGCCUUCUCACUAGUGGAAAUGAUCCCACAACAUGGGGACUUAGUUUGCAUGUUGACUUGUUUCUGCUCUGUCUAAGGUGGUGUUUUUUUCAGUUUUCAGAGAGGUAGCUGAAGCUUCUGAUGCUCCUGUCUUUGCUCCUUCUGCCUGUGAGUUAGAAUGUAAAUCCUCCCCCCCCUCCCCCCUGCUUAUAAUCGCCGCUCUCUGACCUCCGGUGAACUCUCUUGCUAUAGGCUAACUCAGCAUUUACCAGUGGGCACAGCUCAAACUUCUAACCUUGUUUUGAAUGUGAUGAUUAUGAUGAUGAUGAUGAUGAUGAAGCAGAAAAUAAUGUUAAAAAAAAAAUACUGUACUCUUUGUACAUAGUUCAAAUUCAGUACUUGGAAAACUGUAGUGAGCGGUGAAAGAAGAAAGAAGGUUGCUCGUGGGUCUUUUUAAAAAUGAUAAUUUAUCAAUAAAAUGCAAAAACUGCCUGUA